Rangifer tarandus platyrhynchus (Svalbard reindeer) is the source of this 681-nucleotide messenger RNA. The record is from the annotation of a GenBank genome assembly. Lineage: Eukaryota; Metazoa; Chordata; Mammalia; Artiodactyla; Cervidae.
AUGGAAGACGGCCCGCUGCCCGACCUCAGAGACAUCGAGCUGAAGCUGGGACGCAAAGUGCCCGAGAGCCUACUGCGCUCGCUCCGUGGGGAGGAGCCGGUUCCCCCGGAGAGGGACCGAGACCCCGGAGGGGGGAGCGGGGGCGGCGGCAGCGGUUGCAGCAGCAGCAGUAGCUGCUGCAGUUUCCCACUCUCCUUGUCGUCGUCCUCUUCGUCCUCCCCAACCUCUGGCUCCCCACAGCCCAGCCACUCCAGUAGCACCCUGGAGAGGCUGGAAACCAAGCUUCACCUCCUCAGGCAAGAGAUGGUUAACCUCAGAGCCACAGACGGGAAGCUCAUGCGCCAGUUGCUGCUCAUCAAUGAGAGCAUCGAGUCCAUCAAGUGGAUGAUUGAAGAGAAAGCCACCAUCACCAGCCGAGGCAGCAGCCUGAGUGGCAGCCUGUGCAGCUUACUGGAGAGUCAGAGCACCUCCUUACAUGGCAGCUACAACAGCCUCCAUGAGGGCAGUGACGGGCUAGAUGGCAUCUCUGUGGGGAGCUACCUGGACACUUUGGCAGAUGACGUCCCAGGCCACCAGACGCCCUCAGACUUGGACCAGUUCAGUGACAGUUCGGUCAUAGGGGACUCGCACGCACUGUACAAGCGUCCCAAAUUGGAUUCCGAAUACUACUGCUUUGGCUAA